Dioszegia hungarica is the source of this 4962-nucleotide messenger RNA. RefSeq lists its product as uncharacterized. Bases 1 to 4962 code for a protein of 1653 amino acids. The transcript is spliced from 6 exons. NCBI's taxonomy places the organism in Eukaryota, Fungi, Basidiomycota, Tremellomycetes, Tremellales, Bulleribasidiaceae. The record is from RefSeq and is a predicted model, not a curated record.
AUGGACAGGAAGGGCGAGUAUACCAGAUCGGCGGGCUCCAAGAGCGCAGCGGCACUCUCGGUCCCUCCUCCUCCCUAUGCAUCCUCAAAGUCCGAUCGACGAGCCCCGGUCGUUCCUCCUCCUCACUCCCUCACUUCCCAUAACCGCUCUCACUCCAGCAAGCAACUUGGGCGACUCACACUUCCUCUCCGGUCUCGACAGCCCACGCUCCAGCAUGAUGGCAAUCAGAUAAUCCCCGAGACUCAACCAAAGCUCCCUUCACCCGAUACCGAACUUCAAGAAGCUUCCACGUCCACGACGGCAUCUCGCUCGGCUAAAGCUCCUCCUCCUGCGACCGUUACGACCAAGCCAUACGUCCCGAGAGCCAAAAUCAAGCCGCUCUUCCCCGAUCCGACAGCGAAUAAGGCACUCGGCAAGAAGAAGAAGAGCCUCGUGGUUCCGCCGCUGCAGAUUGUGCCGCUGAAGCGCCUGGAACAGCCAGAGGAGGGGGACUGGGAGGGAGCGGGGCAUGCAUGGAUCGAGAAGGAGAAGACGGCCGAGGAGGUCGCUUCAGAGUUGGAAGCUGAAAGGGCGAGGAAGCAAGCGGCGAUGAAUGAAGCGCUAGGGGGAGCAGCAGCUUUGGUCCAGCUCUCAGAAGUCCCGGCGCCAAGGAGUGUACCAGCCUUCCAGCCGAGCCCGGAUCAUCGCUCGACUACAAGAGCGCCUGUCAUCCCGCCUCAGCUCCCCUCGACUUCCGCACGAUCGAGACCUCGAGUCCGUGCAGCCAGCGCAUCCUCCAGCUCCGCCCUUCAGCUUGCUGCAUCAUCUUCCCUCCUCGAAUCCAUCCAGCUUCCACCCGCCCGCCAAGAGCGUCUCUUCCUUCCUGGACCGGACGACAGCUCGGACGCAGAGUCCGACGCUACCGCUGCCGCCAUCGCCGAGCAGCCGACCGCCGACCUAGAGCCUGAUGCUGAGCCCGAGGAACUUAUCCACGACCCUAUACCAUCCCGCUCUUCUACACGACGAGAGAGGCAUUACAGCCUAUCUCCGGAUACCCCGCCCAACGGGGCUGAGCACGUCGAGACUGGCGGCACGGCCGACCCCAACAGAACCCUCGUCGCAACUCGCCGCUUUAUCGGGCCAGCAAAGCCCCAUUCUUCGCCAACUCCCUCGCCCUUCGAUAACACGUACGAUCCCACCUUCACCAAUGUCCCCUUCGGCGGUAUCCCCAUCGCCAAGGCGAAACCCAUCGAAGCAGUCAACGACAAGUCUCGAUCCGGCCGGCUCUUGCCCGCUUUACCGAAGACAUAUGGCUCGAAAAUCAAGCAGACGGUGCCUGCAGCGCCACCACCCCAGAUCGAGCCCAGCACGAAGCAGCGCAGCACCAAGAAGAGCAAGGAGGAGGAACGGCGGCAGAAGGAGCUCAAGCGUCAGCGGUCCCGCACGCUCAUGGAGGAAGUGGAGCAGGUGGAGGCGAGCUGGCUGGAUGGGGGACGGAGGCGGCCCAGGGGAUAUACCGAGCCUCGGAAACAGGCGCCUAUCAGUGACGCCCGCGAUUCGAGCUAUGCGGAUCAGUACCGGUGCCGAGACGGUUCCCCGGUCCCCACACGCAAACUCCGCAAGAUCUCGUCGACCCCUCGGGCUGAGCUAGCCGAGUACCCUCUCAACCGCGACGACCCGCUCGCAGACCAGCCGGAGAAGGUACGGCGGAUCGGCAGUGAGAUCAUCAGCGACCGACAGAGUAUCGAGCAGGAGGGGAAGUACGAGGUGGAUCCGGAGGUGGAAGAGCAGAUGGACCGAAUCGACCGGGACUUUGCGCUCGACCAGGGCGUUCUCGUGCCCGAGCCAGACGAGGAGGAUCAGCCUCACGCGGAGCCUAAACCUGCUGCUAGCGGUUGGUCUCGGACUCAGCCCGCGCCACCAGCUCCGGAAGCGGAUCGUCCCGCCUACCGGUCCGACCGCCCGAGGACAAAGGGGAGGCUUCGACGCCGAAGUCCGCAUCGAUAUCACUAUGAAGAGCAACCCCAUCCUAACAGCCCGUACCCGAGCGAAUACCUCGACCCGGACUCGGAUGACGAAUCGGCUUUCCAGCGUCAGAAGCGGCGGCGUGGACUGGCGCCCGACGGGGGUACUUACUACCGCGACAAUCGGGGCGACUGGUUCCUCAAGCGACCCAUGGAAGGGCACAUCCCCGACCGCGCCUUCGCUCGGAACCGCCGGAGGGACAAGUGUCGGUAUCAGGACGAGAUCAAUGAUCCGCGGUAUCAGCCUCUCUCAAAGUAUCCGGAUCCGGCGGAGAAGGAGAAGGAGCGGAUGCUGGAUGCGGAUGGGCUGUAUGUGGUGGGAGACAAGAGGAAGCGGGCGACUACAACGGGUGUGAGGCGGUACACGAGUCAUCGAACCCCGAGGGAUUUGGGGCCGCCUCCGCCGAGAUUGAAGAUGUCGCGUACAGAGUCGGCGAAUGUUCAGGCGGAAAAGUAUAUUAGCGUCGUCACCGAGCACAGCAAACCCUCUCGGACCGUCCGCUCCCUUCCUAGCCGGUCCGUCACGCACCGAGCCCUCGAGCUUCCUGGCUACGUCAUCAAGCCCAUCAAGACCAUCUCUUGGGCCGAGUACAAUGCGGCUUACAACGAAGAGCGCCCCUUCCCCGUCGACAAAGCCCUCCUUCAGCGUACCAUGGCGGACAUGCGGGAGCAGUACCUCCGCGCUCGGCACGGCGGGACGCGGGUGCGUAACUCCCGUACGGGGAUCAGGCGGGAUAUGGAGAUGGAUAGGAUGGAGAGGCGGAUAGAGAGGAUCAACGAAGAGGACGAACGAAUUGAUACGGUCACUCCGUCGGUUCGGCCUACCCCUGCGCCGGACGACCGGCGGGAUCGGAUCUAUGCGCAAAACCGUCAAGCUCCCAGACUCAAGUUUACGACCAAAGAUCCCUCGCCGGACCUUACGGGACCUCGGUCGGUCAAGCGGAAGCUCAGCAGCGUACUCGCCUCAGAUCAGGCGACCGAGGAGAGGGAGGUGGUAGAGGAUGAAGCGGGCUGGGAGGCGGAGGGAAGGCCAGAUCCGCUCAUCACCGACUUUUUCGAUGAAGUGGAUCCGCCGGUAGAUCGUCCAGGGAGGUUGUCGACCAGCUCGGUUACUCCUCGCGCGGACUCGGGGCGAACGGCGAAGCGAAGCAGCGGUGCGGCGACGGCGGGGAGGUUGGCAUUUAGCAAGACCCCGACAACGGAGGAGGAUCCAGGGGAGAUUGGGGCGUUCUUGCAAGAGAAGCUGGGGUCUGGUGAGCUGAGGCGGAUAGAGGGGCAGAAGAGUGCGCAGGCAGCGAGUAAUGCGACUGCGGCUCCUGCGAAGACGAGCGACCCUCGGGAUGAGGAGAUCGGGGAGUUCCCAUCCGCCUCCACGUCCACUCGUCGCCCUCAUCCGGCUCCUCCACCCCCUACACGUCAGUCUGUCAAUCCGACAUCGACAACAACGACGACCAGCGGAUCAUCGGACCCCACCAGCAAGAUGUUAUCGGGUACGGGCAUGACGGCGCACCUCCUCGAAGCGAUCAUCAAGACAAAGGACAUGUUCGCUGCCAAGCCCGCUUCUCCGGCACCGCCGACGGGUGGUAUCAUAGCCCCUAAAGCGGGCAGGGGACGACCCCGGACAAGAGUGCCGAAGGGAUCACAGGCGGGUCCGGGCAAUGCCUCGACGGCAGCAGGUGGGAAGAAGUCCAAAGGCAAAGCACGGGAUCCGCGGGAACGGCCCAACGAGCUCCGGCGGGCAGAUACCGAGGUGACACUCCCGCCUACAUAUCGGCCUCGCGCGACGCAGCUGCCUAGUAGGACGGAUAUCCGCCCAGAGGACGAUGUGGAGGUGAGGGACAGGCCAGCAUCGCCGAUGGUGGUGGUCGACCCCGCUCGGGCGCCGGCGUCCUUCAGCGUCAAGGCGAUGAAGGGGCCUACGCCGAGGAUCGGGCUGCAGCGGUCAGUGACGCAGAAUCAAGCCAGUGGGAAGAGGCCGAGUAUGAGCAGGCCCAUGACAGGCGGGAAGAGUAUGAGUGCGCUGAACAGUCAAUUCAAGCCUCCGACGUUUGCCCCAACGCAAGCUACAUCUCGUCCCGGAUUCACCCAGCCUCCUUCACACUACCCCUCCGACAGCGAAGACGAUCAGCUCGAAGACGAUUCCAACCCGUCUUAUCAGGCUGGCCAACCCGUCCCCUCUCCUACUCAAGUGACUACCGGCCGUACCUCCCGCAGCCGGACUCGGAGCCGCCUAGUCUCCGGCGCGCGCACAUCGACCACCGAGAAAGACUCAAGUCCGGCCCAAUCGCUGGAUACGGACAGUACGUCUCGUCCGGGGGAAGUCGACGCGGGUCGCUCCCACGCCGAUGCGUUCUUUGACGAUUCUCAAACGGAGCUCGGUAAUGUGGUGCAGAGGCAGGCGACAUCGACAUCCCGGACUCCAGGUCGUACUUCUGGCGGAUCCAGUACCGGCACCGGUACCGGCACCGGCACUGGAGCAGGCAAAUUCCCGGUCGUCCCACAAGGCUUGCUCCGGCGACAGAGCUUCUCGAGGGUCCUCCCGCCCAAAGCGGGCGUACUGAAGCGGAGCACGAAAGGAGGGUAUCUGAUGGGGAAUGAUGCGUUCCCGCUUCCUCCAGCGGCAGCGGCAGAGGGGUCGAGGGAGCAGGGGAAGGGGGGAAGGGAACGCCGAGAAGAACGACACGACUUUGUGACAGGCGGAGGCAUGCAGAUGAGCAGGGUGGCGAGUCAGAAGGCGAGGCAGCCGUUUAGGGCGCCGACGGUUGUCCAGGGGAGAUCAGGGGGGUUGAGCAGAGCUAUUGACUUCAACGGAUCAAUCAUCAACAAGAAGACACGCCCCCCCUCCGAUCCUGGCGAUACCCCUCCGUCAAGAGCUCGAUUCGAGUUUUCUCAAUCCGACGCGACCGACAGCAGAAAAGAAGAUGGACCUACCACCAUGUCGAUCCCUGUAUCAUAUUAA